UGAAAUGACUUUUUUUUAUUUUUUUUUAGCAUCAGCUGAUGUCUUCUGAUUAUCUAUAGGAGAGUAGGAACCGUCACAGUAAUCCGCCCCCCGGGACCGGCUGCCAGAGCUGGGCCGUCUCAGACUUCAGCUGGACUGGGACCAAAGACUGGGGACCUCAGAUGUUUGCUGUCAAGAAUAAUGCUUGUGUUUGCUGCUCUGACCUACAGAGGAGCAAAGAAAGAGCUGAACCAGCAGAAGAGAGCUGUACAGGUUGUUUUUCUACGAGAGAAGCUCCACCACGUCUGUUUCGCCAUCAGAUAGAUGAAACACAAGAGGGCAAGAAUUCCUCACAACCCACAGCUCUUAAUGCAGGGUCCGGUCUCCAUGGAGACCCUGUCUGCAAGAUAAGGACACCAUCAGUCACAAGCUUCCUGAGCUCUUCCCCAGUCAGUCUUCCUGCAGAAUCUGCCUCUCAAGUGCCAUUAAAAUUGCAGAUCAAAGUAUCGGGCCAAAGUGGUCGUUUGGGGAUAAGCAUUGCUGGCGGAAAAGGAUCUCUGCCUUACAAAGAUCACGACGAGGGUAUUUUUAUUUCAAGGGUAGCUCAAGGAGGACCAUCUGAAAAGGCAGGGAUCCAUGUUGGAGAUAGAGUGCUUGAGGUCAACGGUCUGUGCAUGCAGGGGGCAGCCCACCAUGAAGCAGUCGCUGCCCUCAGAAAUGCUGGGAGCUGCAUCAAGUUGAAGGUGCUCAGAGAGAGGAUGCCUUCCUCAGAACUGGAAGAGGCAGAAAGCUGUUUGCCCAAGAAGAUUGAAGCUGUUGUCUGCAAUGGUUACAACAAUGUGGGUGUUUUUUUAUUCACAUCCUGGCAUUAG
Cyprinodon tularosa is the source of this 851-nucleotide messenger RNA. Its product is annotated as protein scribble homolog. The transcript has 5 exons. Lineage: Eukaryota; Metazoa; Chordata; Actinopteri; Cyprinodontiformes; Cyprinodontidae. Gene Ontology annotation, molecular function: protein binding. The coding region runs from base 162 to 851 and encodes 229 amino acids. The record is from RefSeq and is a predicted model, not a curated record.